This is a messenger RNA of Acanthoscelides obtectus, 1189 nucleotides long. The record is from the annotation of a GenBank genome assembly. Lineage: Eukaryota; Metazoa; Arthropoda; Insecta; Coleoptera; Chrysomelidae.
AUGUAUUUAUGAAUUGUAUUAAAAGAAAUGCCAAAAAAAAUCAAUAAAAAGCACAUACAUUCAUUUGAAAACACCCCACCACGGAUUUAUCGAAAACCACUGAUAAAAAGAAAAAAACGCCGAGACACGUCAAAAGAUUUGUCAAGGGGGACAACUUUUUAACCAAAAACUACUUCACCUCCUUUUACCCUCUGGCCUCAGGGUCUUCCCCUUGGAAAUUUUAAAUUACAAGGGGUACCGAGUAAUAGCUUGUUUGAAAGGUCUUUCGAAGUCCUUUAUUUUGACGUUUGUUUUUUUAAAACCGGUCGAUUGGUUUUCAAGAAAAUUAGAAAAAUCUUUAUUUUAAUUUGUUCCGAUAGAAAACAAAAACACACCAAAAUAUUACUUUUUAUUUCAAUGAGUGUUCAAAAUGUUGCCCGUUAGGGUUUGCCAAAUCUACAAUUCGUUCAUAAUUUAAAACGGAAACUACCGACAGAAAGAGAAAAUCAGAAGAUUAGACGUGGCAACAACCAAAUAACAACCCGAAUUUUUUGCAUCAACACAAAUAUCCUGGGCGAACUGUAUUCAUUGUUUUACCUGAUGAUACCUGAAAUUAUGAAAACCCGAACAUUGUGUUAAAUAGGUAUGACCAAAAUAUUUAAAAUCGAACACCAAAUUUAAAAGCAAGACAAUCUUGGGGUUCGGUGCAAUUAGGUACCAUCUCAAGGUAUAUUCAGGAAAUGUGAGAAUAUAUCCAUAUCAUUCACAUAGAAGAAGAAUGCCCCGCUUUUAAAUCAAUGUCAAGGUUUAUCUAUCAGGAUGUUAGCUUGAUCAGCACUAACUUGGUUCGACAAGAUUCCGAAUUUCGACUCCUGAAGUUGAUGCCCUUCACUUACAAGAAGGAAUCUCCAGGACCCCAACAACGGUUUCGUCCAAAAAAACCUUUGAGGAUAGGUCAUGGCCUCCCAACUCAUGCCUUAACAGUAAUGUGUCCAGUAGUGUACUUUAGUUCCAGAUAAACUUUGGUCACGACAUACCGAUAUUUGGGGGGUAUUUUUCAGCUAUUUUUAUCGACAAAUCCACCCCCCUACAAUAUCCUACCUCACCCCCCUUGAAAUGGCAGCCAUUUUUAUUUUUACGUUAACUGAGAACAUAAGAGUCACAUAAUGAUAAAUUUGGUGUUAUUUGAACGAUAACAUGUUGUUCUAGC